GCUGCUCCUGAGGCUGCAGCAGGCGGUCUCGGCCGGGCGCGCAGCGGCUGCGGGGGAAGUACAGAGACAACCAUGAUAGAAGACAAAGGUCCAAGAGUGGCCGACUACUUUGUAGUGGCAGGACUCACUGAUACUUCGACCUCUCUGGACCAAGAAGUAAACCGCUUUGAAACAAAGUCAGCUGGUCCAAAGGCUCCAAUUACAGACCUGGCUGUCAUCAUCAAGUCAGCUGGUGAAACAGUGCCUGAGGGUUACACCUGUGUUGAAGCCACCCCCACAGCCCUUCAAGCCAACUUGAACUAUGGGAGUCUUAAAAGUCCAGAGCUUUUUCUUUGCUACAAGAGGGGCCGGGACAAACCACCACUUACGGACGUUGGAGUUCUAUAUGAAGGGAAGGAACGUGUAAUUUUAGGCUGUGAGGUGAUCCAAGCUACUCCCUACGGUCGUUGUGCCAAUGUUAACAACAGUUCAGCUACUUCCCAACGAAUCUUUAUUACCUAUCGAAGGGCUUCUCCAGUACGGCCUCAGAAUUCCUUGGCUGUAACAGAUAUCUGUGUUAUUGUUACCAGCAAAGGAGAAACGCCUCCCCAUACGUUCUGCAAAGUUGAUAAGAACUUAAAUUGUGGCAUGUGGGGGUCCAGUGUGUACCUCUGUUAUAAGAAGUCUAUGCCGGCUUCUAACUCAAUAGCAUAUAAAGCUGGCUUAAUUUUCAGAUAUCCAGAGGAUGAUUAUGAGUCAUUCCCAUUGUCAGAAUCUGUACCUCUUUUCUGCCUUCCUAUGGGAGCCACUAUUGAAUGCUGGGAUCCUCAAACCAAAUACCCAUUACCAGUGUUUUCAACAUUUGUCCUGACUGGUUCUUCUGCAGAAAAGGUGUAUGGUGCUGCUAUUCAAUUUUAUGAGCCUUAUUCCCGGGAGCUGCUAACAGAAAAACAGUGUAUGCAGCUGGGUCUCCUGACAGCUGUGGAGAGAAAAGUGGUUACUUCCAAAUCCAUCAAUUCCAACACGUGCAUCUGCCUUCUCUCUCACUGGCCUUUCUUCGAAGCCUUUCGAAAAUUUCUUAUGUUCAUCUACAAGCUCUCUGUCUCUGGGCCUCAUCCUCUUCCAAUUGAAAAGCACAUAUCCCAUUUCAUGCACAAUAUACCUUUCCCUUCACCUCAAAGACCAAGAAUCCUUGUACAGCUUUCUGCCCAUGAUGCAUUAAUAUUGUCUCAACCAGUUUCUACACCCUUGCCACUCAGUGGAGCAAACUUCAGUACUUUGCUGAUGAAUCUUGGACCAGAAAACUGUGCUACUUUGUUACUCUUUGUAUUGCUAGAGGGCAAGAUCCUGCUGCACUCUCUGAGACCAGCUGUACUGACUGGAGUAGCCGAAGCUGUAGUCGCUAUGAUAUUUCCAUUUCAGUGGCAGUGUCCAUACAUCCCCCUGUGUCCUUUGUCUCUGGCAGCAGUGCUCAGUGCUCCUGUUCCAUUUAUAGUUGGAGUUGAUUCACGAUACUUUGAUCUGUAUGAUCCACCACAGGAUGUUGUUUGCAUUGACUUAGACACAAACAUGGUAUACCUAUCGGAUGAUAAGAAGAGCGUGAACUGGAAACAGCUUCCUAAGAAGCCAUGCAAAAGUCUACUCAGCACCUUAAGGAAAUUGCAUCCACAGCUGGCGUUGGUUCACAGAAAGACCCAAGAAGGCUCUGCAGUGGAGAUGACGCCUAUAGAGGCAGAUUUCUCCUGGCAGAAGAAGAUGACAGAACUUGAGAUGGAGAUCCAAGAGGCUUUUCUACGCUUCAUGGCGUCUAUUUUAAAGGGGUACAGAACAUUCCUCAAGCCAAUUACCCAGGCACCUUCAAAUAAAACUACUGCUGCUGAUUCCUUGUUUGACCUUCAAGGAUUUUUAAAAAGUAGAGACCGUGCCUACACAAAGUUCUACAUGCUUCUAACCAAAACACAGAUAUUUAGCCGCUUCAUAGAAGAGUGCAGUUUUGUGAGUGACAAGGAUACCAGCUUGGCAUUUUUUGAUGACUGCAUAGAAAAGCUUUUUCCUGAUAAAGGAACAGAAAAGGGAGAGAAGGUUGAUGUAGAUUCUGCAGAAGAUACACGGUUAAUUGAGCUUGAUGAGUCACAGAAGAGUGAACACACAGUGUUUAUAAUGCCACCAGAACCUCCCCCUGAUGAUGGACGGGCCCGAGCACCUAAGUACAGCUAUAAAAACUUCCCAAGACUAGAUUUUGAGCUCUUCGACAGGCCACAGGAGCUCAAGCUUUCAUUCAACAGGCACCCAGCUGGAGGUAACAUUUCAAAUAGUCCAGCACUCAUGGCAAAGAGGACAAAACAGGAGAUAAAAACUGCCCAUAAAUUAGCCAAGAAGUAUUACACAAACCCACCACUGUGGGCUAAGUGCCUCUUUAGUCACUGUUAUAGCCUAUGGUUCAUUUGUCUGCCAGCCUACAUCAGAGUUUCCCAUCCCAAAGUCAGAGCACUGCAACAGGCAUAUGACAUUCUUAUUAAAAUGAGGAAAACCGAUGUGGAACCACUAGAUGAGGUGUGCUAUAGAGUUGUAAUGCAGCUCUGUGGACUUUGUGGUCAUCCUGUUCAGGCUGUGAGAGUCCUGUUUGAAAUGAAAAAUGCUGGAGUACAGCCGAAUGCAAUCACCUAUGGUUAUUACAACAAGGCAGUUUUGGAAAGUCAUUGGCCUAGCAGUAACCGCAGUGGUAUCUUUCUGUGGACGAAGGUACAGAAUGUGGUCCGUGGUGUAGCACAAUUUAGGCAAUGCCUAAAAAAAGCAACAAGGAGCUCACAGGUGUCUGUGAUAUCAGCUCCUCGGAAUGCCACGGGUGGAAGUGAUGGGGACACGGUGAGCCAUGGUAGCGUGGAUAGUUCUAAUGAUGCUAACAGUGGGGAGCACACACUCUUCGUCAGAGACUUAGUCAGGCUUGAUUCCAUUGAUAAUCACUCUAGCACAGGGGGUCAGUCAGACCAAGGCUAUGGAUCCAAGGAUGAACUCAUAAGGGUUGAUGGAGAUAAUCUUCUUGCAGCUGAGACACUAGCAGAAAAAGAUUCUUCUUGUAAAAUGGAAGACCUAACAGGAGAGGUUGGUGGUACUGGUGAAAAGCAUCAGCAGAGUGCAGAACCUCAUAGUUCAGCAGAACCACCUGCUUGGGGAAGCAGUAUUGUGAAAGUUCCAUCUGGCAUUUUUGAUAGCACUGGCAGGAAAAACAGCAGUGGAACUGCAUCUAGCCCACUCUUUAUAACUCAGGAUCCAGUUGAAGAUUCAGUCUUUCAUGAUGCUUCUCCCAAGAAAACAGGUGAAAAAGGGCAGAAGAGACAAAAGCUCUUUUCAGAGAGGAGCUGCAGUUUUAGCACUGAAAGCAGAGCAGGUAUGCUGCUGAAGAAAGGCAGUUUGGACUUGAGCGCUAGUGAAAUAGCAAUAAUGAUGGGAGCAGAUGCCAAGAUCCUCACAGCAGCUUUAUCUGGGGCCAAAACUUCACCCCCUCACACUAGUAAAUCCAGUAGCUUUGACAGUAUGGGUGACCAGCAGGUCUCUGGGCUGAGUGGCACCAGGACUCAUGUGAGCGAAGGUGCUCAGGAACUAGAGCUUAAGUCUUCACCAGUGCUGGAGGAGCCUGAGGAAGGGCAAGAGCACCUUGAGAACGGAGGUGAGGACAGUGCAGCCAGAGCUGAGAAAGUUCAUGCCAAACUUCUGGAUGGUAAUCAGCCCCCAAACCAGAAAACAGAUGCCAGAGAUGCAAUGACUAAAAGGAAUAGCUUCUAUGGAGUGAUUAAGCCUGUUGAAAGGGAAGAUGUUGAAGUGGGCUUGGACCCUUUAUCUUUGCUGGCUACUGAGAGUAUAGAACCAAAACCCUCAGAGCCUGAAGAAAAGAUUGUGUCACCAGUUGUAGCACGUAAUCUGGCAGAUGAAAUAGAAAGCUAUAUGAAUCUAAAGAGCCCCCUGGGUAGCAAGUCUUCCAGCAUGGAGCUUCACAAGCAAGAGAGCAGAGAAGCAGCAGCCUCUAGUGCACUUAGUUGCUCCCAAGAGAGGAGAUCAAGCUUACCUUCAGAUUCUGUCCCACCAGCCCCAGAGAAGAGUGAAAAUCGGAAAAGUCCUUUAGUUUCCAGGUCUAAAACCUUUACGGGGCGACCAAAGCAACAAACCCAUUCACGAGUUCAAAAGGAGCGGCCUCCAUCAUUAAGGGCGUUGGGUCGCUCUUCACAGCAUGGCUCAUUGGGGUCUGUGGUAACAAGUUUAUCCAAUCUGAAGCUAGACAAUAUACUCUCUGGACCGAAAAUAGAUGUUCUGAAGUCUGGAAUGAAACAAGCAGCUAAUGUAGCCAGUAGGAUGUGGGGCUCUGUAACCUCACAAUAUAACUACUCGGAUGAUGAGGAAGAAACCCAUCGACCAGACUUCACCUUUCCUCCUGGUUUUGAAGAUCAUAUCUUAGGAGACAAUCUGUCACCAAAACCAGGAAUCCCUGGGUUGGUAACCAGUGAACUCACACAAAGCACUACCAGUCUUGGCAGCAGCAACAGCAGCGGAGAUGUAGGGAAACAGCACUACACAACAGGUGAGGUUUCGUUCCCAAGAAGUAUGAAAGGUCUGGAUUCUGAGAAGUCAGAACAUGGAUCCUCCCACAAUACCAGUUUGUCCAGCAUCUUCCAGAACUGUGCAAUGGAGGUCCUGAUGUCAAGCUGUUCUCAGUGCAGAGUUUGUGGAGCAUUGGUUUAUGAUGAAGAAAUUAUGGCUGGAUGGGCUGCAGAUGACUCUAACUUGAACACCACAUGUCCAUUUUGUAAAAACACCUUCUUACCUCUUCUUAAUGUGGAGUUUAAAGACUUGCGUGGAUCUGCGAGCUUUUUUCUGAAACAAAGUACAUCUGGAGAUAGUUUACAUAGUGGAAAUAUUCCAUUAACCACUGAUCCUCUGGAGCAGAAACCUGUGUCCAGUCCUGCUGUUGCUGAUUUGAUCAGUUUUUCAGAUCACCUAAAGUCCAACCAGACCAUAGCUGAAGAAACCAGCUCUGCAACUGAGCAAAGUGAUGUGCCAGAAGAACAGAGUGAGGGCCCCAGGGCUAUGAAGACGUCUGUUAUCAAUUCAUCAAAACGAGGAGCAUCUUUGACCCGGAGCCACAGUGUCGGAGGCCCUCUGCAAAAUAUUGAUUUCACACACAGACCAUCUCAUGGCAUUUCAACAGUUAGUCUUCCAAAUAGCUUGCAAGAAGUUGUGGAUCCUUUAGGGAAACGGCCCAAUCCUCUCCCUCUGUCUGUGCCCUACUUGAGCCCUCUGGUGCUACGUAAAGAGCUUGAAUCCUUGUUAGAGAAUGAGGGGGAACAAGUGAUUCAUACAUCCACAUUUAUCAACCAACAUCCCAUCAUUUUCUGGAACCUAGUUUGGUAUUUUCGGCGCUUGGAUCUACCUAGCAACUUGCCAGGACUCAUUCUGACAUCGGAACACUGUAAUGAUGGGGUGCAGCUUCCUUUGUCAUCUCUGUCUCAAGACAGUAAGUUAGUAUACAUCCAGCUACUGUGGGACAACAUCAACCUUCACCAAGAUCCUGGAGAGCCUCUAUAUAUAACUUGGAGAAAUCUCAAUUCAGUGGAGAAGAAAUCAUCCAUAGCUUCAGAAGAUCAGCAGGCAACAAGCACUUUAGUGGAGAACAUCAAACUGAGCAUUCAACACAACAAUGUUGUUGAACCCAUCAACCUCCUUCUGCAGAAAGUUAAACCAGACAUCAAACGACAAAGGAGUUUUUAUAGAGAAAUCCUUUUCCUGUCUUUGGUGUCUCUUGGGAGAGAGAACAUUGACAUUGAGGCCUUUGACAGUGAGUACAGACUUGCAUAUAAAAGUCUAACGACAGAGGUGCUUGAAAAAAUGCAGAAAAUAGAUGCACCGCCAAGCAGCAGUGUGGAGUGGUGCAGGAAAUGCUUUGGAGCACCUGUCAUAUAAAAAUGCGGGAAGAGGUGAUGGAACUUCAUGAAACAGAAAGAGGUGGGACAAAAACUGAGAAUAUGUAGAUUUGGAUUCAAGUUCCUAAAAGAAGACUAAAUCCAGCAAGUUGUAUC
Messenger RNA from Emys orbicularis (European pond turtle), 6047 nucleotides. It is a transcript of the gene DENND4C, whose product is annotated as DENN domain containing 4C. Gene Ontology annotation, biological process: regulation of Rab protein signal transduction. Gene Ontology annotation, molecular function: protein binding. Lineage: Eukaryota; Metazoa; Chordata; Testudines; Emydidae. The transcript has 33 exons. Bases 73 to 5931 code for a protein of 1952 amino acids. The record is from RefSeq and is a predicted model, not a curated record. Gene Ontology annotation, cellular component: cytoplasmic vesicle.